Molecule: messenger RNA, 2258 nt
Organism: Phanerochaete carnosa HHB-10118-sp
Lineage: Eukaryota; Fungi; Basidiomycota; Agaricomycetes; Polyporales; Phanerochaetaceae
Exons: 13
Coding region: 80-2167 (695 amino acids)
Biological process (GO): methionyl-tRNA aminoacylation
Cellular component (GO): cytosol; aminoacyl-tRNA synthetase multienzyme complex
Molecular function (GO): ATP binding; methionine-tRNA ligase activity
Source: RefSeq, a predicted model, not a curated record
GCUAUCACUACUACGACCCACACUCUCCGUGUACUAUACAAGCCUUCCGGUAUUCUUUUCAAGGCGAUCUCUGUCUACUAUGGCCCAGAGGAUCCGCGAAGCUGAGGGCGUCCUCCGCGACAUACCAAAACCUGGCGAAGUCAUCUUGCCAGUCUCGGGUGAACGCAAUGUCCUUAUUACUUCUGCGUUGCCCUAUUGCAAUAACGUACCACAUCUUGGAAACAUCAUUGGCAGUACGUUGAGUGCAGACGUCUUCGCGAGAUAUAACCGUACUCGAAAUCGGAGAACUCUCUAUAUCUGCGGUACCGACGAAUACGGAACUGCGACCGAGACUCAAGCUCUGAAGGAGGGGCUUACUCCGAAGGAACUGUGCGACAAGUACAAUGCUUUGCACGCAGAGACGUACAAUUGGUUCCAGCUUUCAUUUGACUACUUUGGUCGGACAUCAACGCCUGCGCACACUGAAAUCUGCCAAUCGAUUUAUCUGAAUCUGAAGAAAAAUAAUCUGCUCGAAAAGCAGACCAAGGCCCAAACAUACUGCACAGGCUGCGAAAAGUUCCUGGCUGAUCGCUUCGUUGAGGGAACCUGCCCACAUUGUGGUGCCGACGACGCAAGAGGUGAUCAAUGCGAUUCCUGUGCGAAGACCCUCGACGCUAUCGACCUCAUCAAUCCGCGGUGCCUCGUCAAUAAGGAUCACAAGGUUGUUGCGAAGGAUUCCGCCAACAUGUAUGUCAAGCUCGACACAGUCCAGCCUCAGACUGAGGAGUGGAUCAAGAAGUCGUAUAAGGAGGGCCACUGGUCAUCUAACUCUGUCAUCAAUGCCGACGGAGAGCUCGUCGACUCUCGUCUGAAGAGCGGCCUACGUCCGAGUCCCGUCACGCGAGAUCUAACGUGGGGGGUUCCCGUACCAGUCAGCGAACAAGAUGAGGAUCAGAGCAUGAAGGGCAAAGUCCUGUACGUCUGGUUUGACGCGCCAAUUGGAUAUCCGAGUAUCACUGCCAACUACACCUCGGAUUGGACGCAAUGGUGGCUCAAUCACGAGAAUGUUCGUCUAUUCCAGUUCAUGGGUAAGGACAAUGUCUACUUCCACACCAUCUUCUUUCCCGCAAUACAACUCGGUGACGGUCGCCCAUGGACCAUGCUUCACCAUCUUUCGACAACUGAGUAUCUGAACUACGAGGGUGGCAAGUUCUCGAAGAGUCGCAACCGCGGCGUAUUCGGUCCUGCAGCUAAGGAGACUGGCAUGCCCGUCUCUGUCUGGAGGUAUUACCUUAUCUCCACAAGACCCGAGACUGCAGAUUCCAUGUUCUCGUGGGCUGAUUGUAUUGCUGUGAACAACAAUAUCUUACUGAACAACUUCGGAAACUUCGUCAACCGGGCGCUGAAGUUCGUCUCUGCCGUCUUCGACGGAGUUAUUCCUGACAGCGAGGACGCUCCCGGCCCAUACUCCACCGACGACCAGGUUGACGCCGAGUUCUUUAAAGACGUCAACAGCCUUCUGAAGGAGUACGUCGACGCCAUGGAGUAUGCCAAGCUCCGUCUUGGUCUCCAGACCGUCAUGGCAGCCUCUGCUCGUGGAAAUGCGUACCUACAAGCCUCCGGACUUAACAAGGCGCUACUCGAGUCCGAUCCCAAGCGCUGCGCCCAAGUUGUCUCUCGCGCCGUCAAUCUCAUCUACGUCCUCUCUGCUCUUGUGCAUCCCUUCAUGCCCGAGACCUCCGACUCGAUUCUCACGCAACUCAACGCGCCCGCUCGCGCCGUGCCAAGUGUGCUCAGCAACGACAUUCUCGCGGGCCACAAGAUUGGCGCGCCUGAGCACCUGUUCAAGCGCAUCGACGACAAGAUGGCAGAAGUAUGGCGGGCGAAGUUCGGCGGCAACGAGGCUGCGGCGGAGCCCAAUGCCGACGUCACUCAUGUCGCGCCCGGCAUGUCAAAGCGCAAGGCGGCUGCGGCGAAGAAAGCCGCUGAUAAAGCUGCUGCUGACGACGGCCCGAAGAGCGCGGAGGUGUUAGCAUGGGAGCAGAAAGUCGCCGCCCAGGGUCAUGUUGUUCGUGAGCUAAAGUCUAAACCCAAGACUUCUGAGGGUGAUAAGGAGGUUGCGGCGGCCGUCGACGAACUGAAGAAAUUGAAGCUUGAGCUGUCGGAGCUCCAGAAGGCGCAGCAGUAAGUCGAUAUCUCUUAGAAGAAAUACGCCUGCUGUACCAGUAGAUGCUUCUUAGUGUAGAAUAGUGUUUCUUAGAUCCAAUUACUGUCAUAAU